This is a messenger RNA of Rotaria sp. Silwood1, 300 nucleotides long. NCBI's taxonomy places the organism in Eukaryota, Metazoa, Rotifera, Eurotatoria, Philodinida, Philodinidae. The record is from the annotation of a GenBank genome assembly.
AUGAAUCCUUUGGAAAGUAAAAACGAUUUGCAUACAGAACAAUUAUCUGCUAAAGUUUCUCGAUUGAAAAAUAUUGCAAUUGAUAUUGACAAUGAAACAAAAGAACACAAUCGUUUUCUUGAAUCAAUGCGUUUCGAUUUUGAUACAGCACGUAGCUUUCUUGGUGGAAGUUCUCGUCAUUUAGGGAAUGUUAUGUCAAGUGGAAAAGGUGAUCGACGAUUUAUGUGCUAUGUUAUUGGUAUAGCUGUGUUUGCUUUCUUUUUUCUAUAUUAUGUUGUAAACUCAUUUCGAAGUAAGUAA